This is a messenger RNA of Hippopotamus amphibius kiboko, 1013 nucleotides long. RefSeq names its product kallikrein-7-like. Lineage: Eukaryota; Metazoa; Chordata; Mammalia; Artiodactyla; Hippopotamidae. Gene Ontology annotation, biological process: positive regulation of antibacterial peptide production; proteolysis. Gene Ontology annotation, molecular function: serine-type endopeptidase activity. The transcript has 2 exons. Bases 1 to 843 code for a protein of 280 amino acids. The record is from RefSeq and is a predicted model, not a curated record.
AUGGCGGCAGCAGUAGGAGAGGUACAGUUUGCUCUGUGUUCCGACUUAGCAGCCGCUGUGAUGCUCACGCAGGCGCUGCUCUGCAGCCUGCAGAGAUGCUUGGCUUCCAACCGAGUCUGGAGCCCAGGUCAGAUCAGAGCCUCCAGAGCCCAGGGUGGCAAAAGUGGGGAGAGGAUUAUUGAUGGAUUCCCAUGCCCAAGAGACUCCCGGCCCUGGCAAGUGGCCAUGCUCAAAGGUAAUCAGCUCCACUGUGGAGGCGUGCUGGUCAACGAGCAGUGGGUGCUCACCGCUGCCCACUGCAUGAUGAGUGCGUACAAUGUGCACAUGGGCAGUGAACAGCUGGGAAGAGGCCGGAAGAUCAGGGCCACAAAGUCAUUCUGCCACCCCGGCUUCUCCAAACAGACCUAUGAUAAUGACCUCAUGCUGGUGAAGCUAAAUAGCCGGGCCAGGCUGUCACCCAGUGUGCAGAAAGUCAACCUGCCUUCCCGCUGUGAACCCCCUGGGACCAAAUGUACUGUUUCUGGCUGGGGCACCAUCACCAGCCCUGCAGCGACCUAUCCAAAGGAGCUCAUGUGCACAGAUGUCACCCUCAUCUCCUCUGAAGACUGCAGGAAGCUUUAUGGGAACACGUUGGGAAAUUCCAUGCUGUGUGCCGGCCACCUUGACACCAGCACGAAUGCCUGCAGUGGUGACUCAGGGGGACCACUGACGUGCAAUGGUAGUUUGCAAGGCCUAGUGUCCUGGGGAAGUUUCCCUUGUGGCCAAAUCAACGAGCCAGGUGUCUAUACCCAAGUCUGCAAGUACGUGGACUGGAUAAAUGACACCAUGAGAAAGCAUCGUUAAUCUCUCCAUAAUCCCAUCUCUCCAUCCCUAUGCCCUGAACAGGAAAAUCACAGAAAUAAGGACAUUGAUGACCUACAGUCAUACUUGACUUUACAUUUCCUCAAAGACCUAUCAAAACCUCAACAAUAUGCCAUGUAUGUAAGCUAAUCAAGUCAGCAAGGACCUAAAAC